AUGCUUGACAGCGCCGCUGCAUCUCAGGUCGGCUCCGAUGACUCAAACGUAUGGUAUAGUCCGAGCCCGGGUACCUACUUCGUCCUCCGCAUCAAUGCCGUCGAAAUGGUGCGACAUCUCGAAGACGACGAUGCGUUGGAGGCUGUAAGGCUCAUGAAGACAAAAUCUUAUCUCAUCUGUCUGAACCUGGAAUUGGAUCUUCCCUUUCCAGACAAGCCCUGGUACCGCUUCGAGGCGUUUCCUAUUGGACCACAUCUACCUCCUUCGCGCAAGGCGGAGGGAUAUACUCCUGAUAUGUGUAUUCCUAUCUUCCCCAACUCCAAACACCCCACCGGCCGCGAGCCCGUGCACCCUGAGCGACCAUUUCCAUACGGAAACUGCUAUCACUGGAUCAACACCAAAAUUCGUAUUCGCGUGCGUGCGCGUCCGGAGGGUUUCGACGAAUCGAACGCUGUCAACAUCUCAGGGAAAACCGAGCUCCUAAUGGGAUCCAUGUUCAGGAAAGACUACCUUCGUGCGAUGGACAACGUGAAACUCGCGCAGAAGGCUCACGAGACCGAACUCUCUGAUGAUCAGCCACGCUCGUCUUCCGCCCAUGUUCACGGCCAUCCGCUAUCUCCGCCACACAUAUAUGUGCAGCCAAACGGGCUUCCUGAGGAAUCUACCCAAUGUCCUCAGGAGGGAAGUGUGGAUGCUGCAUCCAUGUCUUCUGGGUGGUCGAGAUCGAACGAGAGCACACGCGGACCCAUGACCAGCGUCGAAGAUAUCAUGCAUAUGGAUAUCUUCACCGGACCAGAUGAGGACCUCGACCUGGUGCCUCUGGUGGACCUCUGGCCAGACUUGGCCGACAAUCUCAAAGAAGAAGAUAUUGCGAGCCCUUUGGAGCUACAUCGCGAGAUUGAGCAGGUCCAGAGGUGA
Messenger RNA from Trametes versicolor FP-101664 SS1, 918 nucleotides. RefSeq lists its product as uncharacterized. The record is from RefSeq and is a predicted model, not a curated record. The transcript is spliced from 2 exons. The coding region runs from base 1 to 918 and encodes 305 amino acids. Lineage: Eukaryota; Fungi; Basidiomycota; Agaricomycetes; Polyporales; Polyporaceae.